CCUCCUCCUCCUCCUCAUCAUCAUGUCGCUCCGGAGCAGCCUCUCGCGUCUCCUCCGGACGCAGGUGUAUUGUGCCCCGAAGAAGUCCGUGCACUCGGUGGCCGUCAUCGGGGCGCCCUUCUCCAGGGGACAGAAAAGAAAAGGAGUGGAGUAUGGUCCAGCUGCUGUCCGGGAAGCUGGCUUGAUGAAAAGGCUGUCCGAUUUGGGCUGCCGUUUAAAAGACUUUGGAGAUUUGAACUUUACACCAGUUCCCAAAGAUGAUGUCUACAACAAUCUGAUAUUGAAUCCUCGCUCUGUGGGCCUUGCCAACCAGGAACUGGCUGAGGCUGUUAGUGAUGCCAUCUCAGGCGGCUAUAGCUGUGUAACAGUGGGAGGAGAUCACAGCCUGGCAAUUGGUACCAUUAGUGGCCACGCCCGGCACUUCCCAGACCUUUGUGUGAUCUGGGUUGAUGCCCAUGCUGACAUCAAUACACCCCUCACCACCUCAUCGGGAAGUCUUCAUGGACAGCCAGUUUCGUUUCUCCUCAGAGAACUAAAGGACAAGGUACCACAACUGCCAGGAUUUUCCUGGCUCAAACCUUGUUUAUCUCCCCCAAGUAUCGUAUAUAUUGGUCUCAGAGAUGUGGACCCUCCUGAGCGUUUUAUUCUAAAGAAAUAUGAUAUCCAGUAUUUUUCCAUGAGAGAUAUAGACCGACUUGGUAUCCAAAAGGUCAUGGAACAGACAUUUAACCAGCUGAUUGGCAAAAGAGAAAGGCCAAUCCACCUGAGUUUUGAUAUUGAUGCAUUUGACCCUACACUGGCUCCAGCCACCGGAACCCCUGUUGUAGGGGGACUGACCUACCGAGAAGGCAUGUACAUUACUGAGGAAGUCCACAAUACAGGGUUGCUGUCGGCGCUGGAUCUCGUUGAAGUCAAUCCUCGGUUGGCUGCUUCUGAGGAAGAGGCCAAGGCUACCGCUGGCCUGGCAGUGGAUGUGAUUGCUUCAAGUUUUGGUCAGACAAGGGAAGGAGGGCACGUUGGCUAUGACCAGCUGCCUACACCCCGCUCACCAGACGAAUCAGAAAAUAAAGAGCGUGUGCGAAUUUAGGAAAUGCCGUAUCAGAUACACUUGUCAAAGGGGAGUCACUCUAUGAGUCGUGAGAAGUAUCUGGUGGGACAGGUACUAACUGGUCAUCUGGUUCAAUUCUGCCUUAAUGAGAACAUCUGUGCAUUCUCAAAAUCAACGUUCCCUUGACCUCCCCCUUUUGGGUGACUGUAAAUGUACUGGGGCUUUUGCAGUUCAUGGCUAUGUUAAUAUUAAUGUUGGUAUGAUGUAAAUUUAAAGAAGUCAUAAACUGCAUUUAUUACCUUGGUAUAGCA
This is a messenger RNA of Suncus etruscus (white-toothed pygmy shrew), 1359 nucleotides long. It is a transcript of the gene ARG2, whose product is annotated as arginase 2. The transcript has 8 exons. Gene Ontology annotation, molecular function: manganese ion binding; arginase activity. NCBI's taxonomy places the organism in Eukaryota, Metazoa, Chordata, Mammalia, Eulipotyphla, Soricidae. Gene Ontology annotation, cellular component: cytoplasm; mitochondrion. The coding region runs from base 23 to 1087 and encodes 354 amino acids. The record is from RefSeq and is a predicted model, not a curated record.